CUACUGAGAUCGUGACGUCACAUCCCGUCUCUUUCGGGCACCACAGGGCUCCAGCAUGGCGGACACCGGUGUGGUGGAAACGUUUCUCCAGCGGAUUGAGAAGGUGGACGGCGGCGCGGACAGCCAGGAAGUGGCAGCCAGCCUCGGGGUGGACCACCAGGUUAUCGUCGGAGCUGUGAAGAGUCUUCAAACGCUUGGCGACGUUAUCUCAGCGGAGCUGCGCUCCUCCAAACACUGGGAACUGACCGAGGAGGGCACGGAGAUAGCCGAGCAGGGCAGCCAUGAAGCCCGGGUCUUCAACUCCAUCCCUCUGGAGGGUCUGCCACAGGCUGAGCUCAUGAAACUCUCCUUCGGGAAGAUCGGCUUCAGCAAGGCCAUGUCCAACAAGUGGAUCCGCGUGGACAAGUCCCACGACGGAGGCCCCAGGAUAUUCAGAACCGUGGAGAGCAUACAUGACCAGGUCAGAGAGAAGCUGCUGCUGGCCAAACGGGGCGACGCCGCGCGGCUCGACGAGAAGGAGAAGAACGAGCUGAAGAAGAGAAAGCUCCUCGCUGAAGUCACUGUUAAGUCUUACUGGAUCACAAAGGGAAACUCCUUCAGCACCACGGUAACCAAACAGGAGACGGAGCUGACUCCUGAGAUGAUUGCCAGUGGCAGCUGGAAAGAGAAGAAGUUUAAACCCUACAACUUUGAGGCAAUGGGCGUGGCCCCCGACUGCGGACACCUCCACCCUCUGAUGAAGGUGCGGACGCAGUUCAGGCAGAUCUUCCUGGAGAUGGGUUUCUCUGAGAUGCCGACCAACAACUUCAUCGAGAGCUCCUUCUGGAAUUUCGACUCUCUGUUCCAGCCUCAGCAGCACCCGGCCAGAGACCAGCACGACACCUUCUUCCUGUCCGACCCGUCACUCGCCCACCACUUCCCCAUGGACUACCUGGAGAGAGUGAAGAAGGUCCACUCAGAGGGCGGCUACGGCUCGCAAGGGUACAAAUACGACUGGAAGAUGGAGGAGGCUCAGAAGAACAUCCUUCGAACGCACACUACAGCUGUUAGCGCGCGCAUGCUGUAUAAGCUAGCACAGCAGGAAAAGUUCACCCCUGUCAAGUAUUUCUCCAUCGACCGGGUGUUCAGGAACGAGACGCUGGACGCCACCCACCUGGCAGAGUUCCACCAGAUAGAGGGCGUGGUGGCCGACUACGGCCUCACGCUGGGGGACCUGAUGGGGGUCCUGCACCAGUUCUUCACCAAACUAGGAAUAACCAAACUGCGCUUCAAGCCAGCUUACAACCCCUACACAGAGCCCAGUAUGGAAGUGUUCAGCUACCAUGAAGGGCUGAAAAAGUGGGUGGAAGUGGGAAACUCUGGGGUGUUCAGGCCAGAGAUGCUGCUGCCCAUGGGCCUCCCAGAGGACGUGUCGGUGAUAGCCUGGGGUCUGUCUCUGGAGAGGCCCACCAUGAUCAAAUACGGCAUCAACAACAUCAGAGAGCUGGUGGGACACAAGGUGAACCUGCAGAUGGUCUACGACAGCCCCAUAUGCCGACUGGACUCCUGAGUUUCACCCUCAUCACAUUACCCACGCCUGGAGCGGACCCGUUUUGCCCCACGCAAAACAUUUCUACAGUGGAAAGCCCUCCACCCACUGGGUUGUCCUAGUCAAAGUCUGAAAGGUGGGGGGAAAUGUUUGGGAUUUCCAACCCAACCCAGAAGUAGCGUAAUAGUGGCCUCCAUCUUUGUUACACCCAGCAAACUCUUUCUGCACCGUCUUGUCCAAUUUGUACAGGGAAAAAAAGAAGAAAAAUAAAUCUUUUUCUAGCAACCCCA
Molecule: messenger RNA, 1818 nt
Organism: Poecilia latipinna (sailfin molly)
Lineage: Eukaryota; Metazoa; Chordata; Actinopteri; Cyprinodontiformes; Poeciliidae
Gene: farsa
Product: phenylalanyl-tRNA synthetase subunit alpha
Exons: 13
Coding region: 56-1549 (497 amino acids)
Biological process (GO): phenylalanyl-tRNA aminoacylation
Cellular component (GO): phenylalanine-tRNA ligase complex; cytosol; cytoplasm
Molecular function (GO): ATP binding; phenylalanine-tRNA ligase activity; tRNA binding
Source: RefSeq, a predicted model, not a curated record